Molecule: messenger RNA, 933 nt
Organism: Uranotaenia lowii
Lineage: Eukaryota; Metazoa; Arthropoda; Insecta; Diptera; Culicidae
Product: angiopoietin-4-like
Exons: 3
Coding region: 4-933 (309 amino acids)
Source: RefSeq, a predicted model, not a curated record
ACAAUGGUGACUUCAGUUUUGAUUACAGCGUUUCUAUUCUGGGUCAAUGGUUCUUUGAUCGGAAUCUCAACUGUUGCAGCAUUCGGUAUUGGCUACGAAAUCACAGCUGCCCGUUUGGAUUCGAUAAACUCCAAUAUCCGUAAAAGCAAUCUUCAAUCAGAGGAACGGUUCAACUCGACGAAAGAAUGGCAAACAUGGCAGAACAUCACUCUGGCUAAGCUAGAAAACGAAUCGAAGCUUAUUCGUGAAGAACUUGCUGAAAUGAGAUCGUUUAUACAAAAACAAAGCAAUAGUUCCAGGAGCGCAGCUAAGCCUAAUGGCACCAAAACGAUCUUCCAAACUUGUUCAGAUAAUCCAAGCAAAAUCUCCGGAGUAUAUAUGUUGCAUCCAUUUGAAAAUUUCUCAUUCGAAGCAUUUUGUGACCAAGAGUAUGAGGGAGGAGGCUGGAUAGUUAUACAAAAUCGCUUUAAUGGUUCCGUUGAUUUCGAUCGCACAUGGAAAGAUUACCAGCUAGGAUUCGGUGAUUUGAAGACAGAGUUCUGGAUAGGACUCGAGAAAAUCCACAGAUUGACAUCGAGAAAAGCUCACGAGCUCCAUAUAAUAUGGCACUAUUUUUAUGAAGAAAAAAAAAUUGUGUACAGCCACUUUGUUAUUGAUGGCGCUAACGGUAAAUAUAGGUUAGCGAAUUUGGGCAACUACAGCCCUCCAGGCCUUGGAAAUUUACUAGCUAAUGUUCUAGGAGAAAAAUUCUCCACCAGAGAUGCUAACAACUGCGUUCCUAAUACGUCGCCACGCUGUCAAAUUGAGCGAUCUGGAGGAUGGUGGAUCUCUGGAACUCGUUCAAGCCGUUACGGCAACCUCAAUCAAUUCUAUCCAGAACACGAACAUUUUCAGCGAUCAAGAAUGAUGAUUCGAGCCGUUACAAGAAAGUGA